Messenger RNA from Brassicogethes aeneus, 1045 nucleotides. NCBI's taxonomy places the organism in Eukaryota, Metazoa, Arthropoda, Insecta, Coleoptera, Nitidulidae. The record is from the annotation of a GenBank genome assembly.
CUUCUGUGCCUCAUCUGUCAAAUAUUUGUUUUUUAUUCAACAUGUCACGUCAGCAGCAAGAUGUGGACGAACUUUUCGAUGUAAAGAAUCAUUUUUACAUCGGAAAUUACCAGCAAUGCAUAAACGAGGCUCAAAAAAUAAAAAAGCCUUCUACUCCAGAAGUAGCUAUACAACGCGAUAUUUUCACAUAUAGAAGUUACAUGGCGCAAAAUAAGUUUCUGGUAGUGUUAGACGAGAUUCACGGGGCAUCUCCUGAAGAAAUUCAACCGCUUAAACUACUAGCUGAAUAUUUACAUGGCAAAAAACAAAAAGAUGUUGUUUUGACUCAACUGGAUGAGAAACUUUCUGGUACAGGCAACAUUAAUGACACUUUGGUGCUAGUGGCUGCCACAAUAUAUGAACAUGAAAACAACUUUGAAGCUGCCUACAGAGUUUUACAUAACUCUGAGAGUUUGGAAGCAUUAAGUUUUAUCAUCGACAUACUUCUUAAAAUGGAUAGAGUAGAUUUAGCCAAAAAAAAAUUAAAGGAGAUGCAGGAUAAGGAUGAUGAUGCCACUUUGACUCAAUUAGCACAAGCCUGGGUCAAUAUAUCAAUGGGUGGUGAUAAAUUGCAAGAAGCCUAUUACAUUUAUCAAGAAAUGGUGGAUAAAUAUGGUUCUACCUCAAUGCUUUUAAAUGGGCAAGCUGUUACAUUUAUUGGUCAAGGAAAGUAUGAGGAAGCUGAGUCGGCUUUACAAGAAGCACUUGACAGAGAUCCAAAUUAUCCUGAUACCUUAAUAAACAUGAUCGCUUUAAAUAGGCAUCUUGGAAAAGGUCCAGAGAUUGGAAAUAGAUAUUUGUCCCAACUAAAAGAUGGUCAUGCAAAUCACCCUUACAUUAAAGAUUUAAAGCAAAAAGAAACUGAUUUUGAAAGAAUUUGUCUUCAAUAUGUUCCAAUUAAGCCAUCUGCUUGAUUUUUAAUAAUUCCGUUAUGAAAAUAAUCUAAUCUAAUGUAAGUUUUAUUGUAUUCUUUUAUUGUAUGUAUAUUAAAAUGUUUAUAACUAGA